CCGCGAUCCUCGGCUCGGCCGGCAGCCUACGCCCACUUCGCCCGACGCUGGCGCUUCCGGUUCCGGUAGCCGCUGGCUGUGGGCAUCCGAGGCAACAUCUAUGGCGGGGAGCCGGCUGGAGACCGUGGGGAGCAUUUUCACGCGGACUCGGGACCUGAUUCGGGCUGGGGUGUUGAAGGAGAAGCCCCUCUGGUUUGACAUAUAUAACGCUUUUCCUCCACUGAGAGAGCCGGUCUUCCGAAGGCCCCGCCUGAGAUACGGCAAAGCCAAAGCUGACAUCCAGGACAUCUUGUACCCAGAGGACCGGAUUAGAGCGAAAUUUUAUUCAGUCUAUGGAUCUGGUCAGAAAGCUUUUGAUCUGUUCAACCCAAACUUCAAAUCUACCUGUCAACAGUUUGUGGAGAAGUACACUGAGCUGCAGAAACUUGGAGAAACGGAUGAAGAGAAAUUAUUUGUGGAAACAGGAAAGGCUUUAUUGGCAGAAGGUGUCAUUUUGAGACGAGUAGGAGAAGCAAGGACUCAAAAGGAAGGCAGUCACGUUUCCUCAGCAUCUGAACCUUCGGAUGUGAAGCCCCAAACAGCGCCGGGGGAAAACCCGCCUCUGCCGGGACCCCUCCAGGACCAGCGUGCGGAGGCGGCCGCAGGGCAGCCGAAAGGUCUCUCUCCUCCCUGAAGAACGCGUGCACCGUGUAUGCCGACAUCCAAACUGUAUUCACUGGAUGAAUGUUGAACUGUUUUUAACAGUCGAACUGUGUAAAUGUUUCCUGAUCUCUAAGGCAUUAUGUUUGCCUUCUUUGAUUUCCUAUUUCUAGGUUGUCACUCAGUUUCAUGGUUUGAAUGAACUUUUAUGUUAGGAUGGUAUUAAAUAAAGAAUGCCCUGGGUGCUUAUAAAAUAAAUUUACUUUAAAAUUGUAAA
Suricata suricatta (meerkat) is the source of this 916-nucleotide messenger RNA. RefSeq names its product mitochondrial ribosomal protein S23 (gene MRPS23). Bases 101 to 673 code for a protein of 190 amino acids. The record is from RefSeq and is a predicted model, not a curated record. Gene Ontology annotation, cellular component: ribosome; mitochondrion. The transcript has 5 exons. Gene Ontology annotation, molecular function: structural constituent of ribosome. Gene Ontology annotation, biological process: translation. Lineage: Eukaryota; Metazoa; Chordata; Mammalia; Carnivora; Herpestidae.